Molecule: messenger RNA, 1664 nt
Organism: Lotus japonicus
Lineage: Eukaryota; Viridiplantae; Streptophyta; Magnoliopsida; Fabales; Fabaceae
Product: ribose-phosphate pyrophosphokinase 4-like
Exons: 7
Coding region: 113-1384 (423 amino acids)
Biological process (GO): 5-phosphoribose 1-diphosphate biosynthetic process; purine nucleotide biosynthetic process
Cellular component (GO): cytoplasm; ribose phosphate diphosphokinase complex
Molecular function (GO): magnesium ion binding; ribose phosphate diphosphokinase activity
Source: RefSeq, a predicted model, not a curated record
AAGAGGAGUAUUUGUAGCAAAGUUAGCCGCUAUACAUUUAAUUAUCAUUAAAGUCUCCAAAGCGGAACCAGAAAACCGAUCUUUGGGUGUAAGCAGGUGGUGACCGCCGACAAUGGCGGCCCCGCCACCCCCUCCGUCUUCAUCGCUUCCUUCAACCAAAUCCCUCAAACUGCGACUCUUUCACUCUCCACUUUCUCUUCCCUCGAACAACAACAGCGCUUUCUGCUCCAAUUCGAGACACUUGACUCUGCGGUGUGAGAUCAAAAGCUUCGACAGCCACCGUAACUGGACAAUUGAGCGCGUCUCCGACAUGAGCAACAAAGACUCCAUUCACAACACCAACAACAACAACAACUCUUCUUCUUCUUCUUCUUCUUCUUCUUCUUCAUUGCUCUCCGCCUCUGCUGCUAGCUCCGCUUCAGGGCUUCAAACCAAGAAUGCCAAGAAGGUUGUGCUGUUUUACUGUCCUGAAACCAAAGCUCUUGCUGAUAAAAUCGCUGCUGAUUCUGAUGCCAUUGAACUUCGCUCCAUCUCUUGGGGCAAGUUUCCUGAUGGCUUCCCAAACAUCUUCAUUCCGAAUGCUCAAGGCAUUCGUGGGCAGCAUGUAGCUUUCCUGGCCUCUUUCAGCUCACCUGCAGUAAUCUUUGAGCAGAUUCCUGUCAUUUACGCGUUGCCAAAGUUGUUUGUUGCAUCGUUUACCCUUGUUCUUCCGUUUUUCCCAACUGGCACUUCGGAACGUAUGGAGGAUGAAGGAGACAUUGCCACUGCUUUCACUUUGGCCAGGCUUUUGUCAAACAUACCGAUUUCUAGGGGAGGGCCUACAAGUUUGGUGACAUUUGAUAUUCAUGCCUUGCAGGAGAGAUUUUACUUUGGUGAUAACAUUUUACCAUGCUUUGAGAGUGGCAUACCAUUGCUUAAAAGAAGGCUUCAGGAUCUCCCUGAUUCUAACAACAUAUCAAUUGCCUUUCCUGAUGAUGGUGCUUGGAAACGGUUUCAUAAGCAACUGCAGCAUUUUCCAACGGUAGUUUGUGCAAAAGUUCGGGAAGGUGAUCAACGGAUAGUCCGUAUUAAGGAGGGAGAUCCUAAGGGCCGGCAUAUUGUCAUUGUUGAUGAUUUGGUUCAAUCAGGUGGAACCCUGAUAGAAUGCCAGAAAGUUUUGGCGGCUCAUGGAGCAGCAAAGAUUAGUGCUUAUGUGACUCAUGGCAUAUUUCCAAAUAAAUCAUGGGAACGCUUUGGACAUGAUGAUGGGGGGCAUCCAGAGACUGCAUUCACUUACUUCUGGAUCACAGAUUCAUGCCCAUUGACAGUGAAGGAGGUGUUGAAUAGGCCACCAUUUGAAGUUCUCAGCCUUGCAAGCUCUAUAUCAGCCAGUCUCCAAAUCUGACAGAAAUGUAGUAUCCUCAAAAUAAAAUGGACAAGAGAAAUAAAGACCCGGUUAAGGUUAUUAGUGAUAGUCAAAGUCGAGCUAUUUUAGUGAGCGGCUUAUAGAGAAACUAAUACUUGCGAUGCAAGAGAAUAAAAGACGGCAAAAAUUUGUUCAUCUGUAAUACAGUCUCCCUUCUUGACUUUAUCAUAAAGUUGUGCUAAGGUUAUUUCUGCAACAUCUUCAAGUUGCUUUCAUGCUCGAAUCUGUUACUUAAUGAUAACUCAGAAUAUUAUUGUGC